AUAUGGAUAUAUUUGCCCAUUUGAACGUUUGAUCUGUUUCACUCUUCAAGGAAGUUUUGAGCCACCUCCGUUUGCUCUGCUCUGCUCUGCACUCUCUCUCAUUGCUUCCAAUUUGAUCUCAAAAGGAACCAAGCAAGACGGCCAUCACCAACUUUAGCUUCUGCAACAAAGACUCUUAGCUGAUAUAUGUUCUUUAGUUUUUGUUGAAAGACUGCCGGCAGUUAAAUUGCUUGAGUAUGGCUGAAAAGAAGCACAAAGAUACAUUGCCCUGGUCCCCUAAGACAACGCCUUCAUCCGAAUUGCAGGUCUAUGUACGGGGUGUGCCUUUUACAUUAGAUAUAGAAAUUCUGGCUUCAAAAUCUGCCAAAGUAGCUGAUUUUCUCAAGGAGAACUCAAAUGUAGAUCUCCAACAUUUUUUCCUCAAUAUUCCAGCUGAUGCAGAAACUUUUGAGCAUGUUGCAAGAUUCUGCUAUGGCAUGUGUGUACACAUGUCGACUGAAAAUGUUGUACCUCUCAUCUGCCUUGCGUUCUAUUUGGAAAUGACUGGUGAAAGUAAUCUAUUAAGCAAGGCUGCUACCUACUUUGAACAGAACGUCAUCCCUAGCUGGAAUGAAACCAUAAAGGCCUUUCGAGUGGCAGAGAACUUCCUUGGACAAACAAUGCAUUUGGGUAUAUUUGACGCCUGCUUGGAUUCUAUUGUAGAGAAGGCGCUGGCUGAUCCACGACUCUUAGGGGAACCCAUAAGGGUUUCAACAAAUUAUGAUGACAGUGAAGAUGGUGAUGAUGAUAGUUAUAGGCCUAACGCAAGGAGAAGGCUCUUUGCUGUGGAUUGGCAAGAAGAUUUGACAACACUGUCUCUCCAGUUAUAUGAGCCAACCAUUCGUGCAAUGAAUCAGCAGGGAGUCCCGUCAGAAUACAUUUCUGCAUCUAUUUGUCAAUAUGCCCAAAAAUGGAUCUUUUCUUGCAACGAUGGAAGGGAUAACUCAUCAGUUUACAAGAACAACUCUCAAAGGAAUGUCAUUGAGACGUUGGAGAGGCUUUUGCCUCAUGGAAGAGGACUCCUUCCUUGCACAAUACUGUUUGAAAUGCUACGUUAUGCCAUUAUGUUGGAAGCUAGCCCUGCAUGUAGAAGAGGGUAUGAGAUUAGGAUUGGAAAACAACUAGACGAAGCAACAGCUGAGGACCUCCUAAUACCUUCUCAAGGGUACACCAAGGAACUGCAAUAUGAUAUUGAAUGUGUAAAGAGAAUUUUGAAGAAUUUUUACAGCAAUACCUCUGAUACUUCAGGUUUUAUCUCAGUGGCAGAACUCAUGGAACAUUUCUUGGCAGAAGUUGCCAGUGACAUAGAUUUGCGGAUAGAAACAUUUGUUUCUCUAGCAGAGAUGUCCAUGGCCGUAUUAUUAGCAGCACAACGGAACUCUGAUGGAAUAUACAGGGCUAUUGAUAUCUACUUGGACAAGCAUAGAUAUUUAACAGAGCAGGAGAAAGAGGAGGUAUGCAAGGUAUUGGAUUGUCAAAGAAUGUCCCGUGAAGCUAGUGAACAUGCAGCCAAGAAUGAAAAAUUGCCUGUAAGAGUAAUGGUGCAGGUGCUGUUUAUGGCACAGUUGCAACUGCGAGAUACAAUCACAAAAGAGAUGCAGAGUUUUGAUGACAAACUGAGAAAGGAAAGAACAGAGAAGGAGGAAAGUGAAGAAAAAAUGAGUUGUGGGGAGCAGAAACUGAAGACAGAAAUGAUGAAAAUGAGCAGCAAGGUGGUGGAGCUUGAAAGGGAGUGCCAUACCAUGAAGAAAGAUAUUGAAAGUGGUUGCAAAAGGAAUAGUGUGAGAAAAGGAAAAGUUAGCAUGUGGAGAGAAUUGAAGAGGAAAUUUGGCUGCACAAGCAACUUCCAUGACUGUAACAUUCAGGUCAAGAAGAAGAAGGUGCAUCCUAAAACUGGAGUAUGACAGUGCAUCCAUUCUGCCACUUCUUUAUCUUCUCCUGCUAACUGAUCUUGCCAAAGCUUUCUGUUCAAGUACUGAGAAUAUUAACUGAUGACCCUCGAGCAAUGCAGAUUUCAGAAACUACUUCUGGACAUAAAUUGGUUGAAACUAGAAACAAAAAUCAUCAUGUGCUGGUAAUUUAGUAGUGUAUUGGUUGUGUUUAAUUUAUUCUUCUUUUUAUUGAAAAAUAAGGUCAGCUGAAAACU
Messenger RNA from Rubroshorea leprosula, 2185 nucleotides. The record is from the annotation of a GenBank genome assembly. Lineage: Eukaryota; Viridiplantae; Streptophyta; Magnoliopsida; Malvales; Dipterocarpaceae.